This is a messenger RNA of Tarenaya hassleriana, 1006 nucleotides long. Its product is annotated as glutathione S-transferase U17-like. The record is from RefSeq and is a predicted model, not a curated record. Gene Ontology annotation, biological process: glutathione metabolic process. Lineage: Eukaryota; Viridiplantae; Streptophyta; Magnoliopsida; Brassicales; Cleomaceae. The coding region runs from base 51 to 743 and encodes 230 amino acids. Gene Ontology annotation, cellular component: cytoplasm. The transcript is spliced from 2 exons. Gene Ontology annotation, molecular function: glutathione transferase activity.
AUAAUUUCAAUAACCGGCAUUUCCGCCGUUCAUCUUCGUCACCGGGAAAAAUGGCGGUCUCCGGCGAUGUGAAACUUCUGAGCAUGUGGGCAAGCCCCUUCGCGGUGCGAGCGAUGAUAGCUCUCAACAUAAAAUCCGUCGAAUACGAGCUCCACGAGGAGAUUCUCACAUCGAAGAGCGAUCUUCUCCUCGAAUCGAACCCGGUUCACAAGAAGCUUCCGGUUCUGAUCCACGCAGGUAAACCGGUUAGCGAGUCGCUCGUCAUCGUUCAGUACAUCGACGAAACCUGGAGCUCAUCUGGGCAUCCUAUUCUCCCCUCCGAUCCGUACGAUCGAGCCCUCGCUCGGUUCUGGGGCGCUUAUGUCGACGACAAGUGUUACGCCUCACUGAGAGAGAUAAUAGAAGCGAAGGAAGAACAAGCGAGGAAAGAAGCAAUAUGUAAAGCAGAAGAAGGGAUAAAGCUUUUGGAGAAGGCGUUAAUGGAAUGCAGCAAAGGAAAAGCUUUCUUCAAUGGCGACCGUAUCGGAUACACAGACAUUGCCCUCGGCUGCUUGCUGGCGUGGAUGAAAGUGGUGGAGCAGAGGAUCGGACAGAAACUUCUGGACGAGAUCAAGACUCCGGUUCUGUGCGAAUGGGCAGAAAGAUUUUGCGACGAUCCUGUCGUGAAGCCCGUCAUGCCCGAUGUCGACAAACUCUCGGAGUUUGCCGAGAUACUGUUUCCCAAGCCGGCCUCACUUGCUUAAGACGACGUCGUUUUCGGCUAGUACUGAUAUUGGUUUUAUUUUAAAACUAAAUUAUAAUCUAAUAAAAUUGGAUCUUCCUCGAGGGGUAUAUAUAAUAUAUGUCCUUAAAAUUGGGUUUUUCACUAGUUUUUUUUUUGGGCGGUCCAAAUGUUAUUUUUUUUAUUCUACAUCUUUUAUUUUGGGUGUAGUAGAUUAGUGGUCCAACAAAUAUUUUUUUAUUUAAAAAAACUGUAUGUUAAUGUUAGUGUGAGGAGUUGACACGA